This is a messenger RNA of Cyphellophora attinorum, 780 nucleotides long. RefSeq lists its product as uncharacterized. NCBI's taxonomy places the organism in Eukaryota, Fungi, Ascomycota, Eurotiomycetes, Chaetothyriales, Cyphellophoraceae. The record is from RefSeq and is a predicted model, not a curated record. Gene Ontology annotation, biological process: base-excision repair. Gene Ontology annotation, molecular function: double-stranded DNA 3'-5' DNA exonuclease activity; phosphoric diester hydrolase activity; DNA-(apurinic or apyrimidinic site) endonuclease activity. Gene Ontology annotation, cellular component: nucleus. The transcript is spliced from 2 exons. Bases 1 to 780 code for a protein of 259 amino acids.
AUGCUUCGACGGCACGGCUGGCCUAGUUUUCUGUGUUUGCAAGAAGUGAAGAUUGCCCCUAGUGAUGAGGCUUCACAGCGCCAGCUCGUCAAAGCCGCCAAUGACUCGGCGCUCCCAGAUGAGCCACUCUAUGAGGCUGUGUUCUCAUUGCCUCGAGAUCGUUUCAAUGCUCGCGGCUUCGGAGGCAAAGUCCACGGCGUUGCAACGCUGUAUCGUAAGGACUUAGACGCCUUUCGGACCAGAAAGCCGGAGUGGGAUUUGGAAGGCCGCAUUUUACUACACGAACUACCGUGUGGACUCGUGGUCAUGAACGGGUAUUGGGUCAAUGGCACCGAUCAUCCUAUCGGAACUCACUUACAGAAAAAAGGCAAACCUGUUGUUCUGGUUGGGGAUAUGAACGUCGCACGUUCGCGUAUCGAUGGACACCCAAAUCUCCGGACCUCGCCGCAUCAACACGUCGUCAACAGGAAAGACUUCAACGAGCGAUUUUUCGAGGACGAAGACGGCAUGAAGGGUAUCGAUCUGUUCAGACACGUCCAUGGGAACGCGAGAAAGUACACCUGGCAUUCCACCUCCCAUGCCCAUGGCAGCGUCUGUGAUAGGGUCGACUAUGUCAUCGUCUCGAGGUUGCUGACCGAGUCCCACGCCAUCACCGAUACUGAUAUCUGUGACAACGCGGCGGACAAGCUUCAUUCUGACCAUGUGCCCAUCUGGCUCGAUGUCAACAUUCCGAAGCUUGAAAGUUCGCUGGCGGCCCCUUCGAAUCAUGAUGGGUCCUAG